UAACACUACUAGCCCACGCCGUCAAGCCCAGCUAGCUUAGUUGCCCUUUUGCAGACUUGAACCCUUAGCAUGUUCCUAAACUUGUCUCUCUAGCAUACAAUCACUAAUGUAUUCCUUCUUCUCCCCCUCUAUUUCUUACUCAAAACUAGGCUCGCUCCUGUCGUUGUGUUCGCGAUCACUAUUUGAAAUGGCUUCGUCAAAGCAGCUUGCUCUUGCUGUGUUAGCUCUCCACUACGGAGUAAAUGCUUUAGCGCCGUGGGUAAGUGACAUUUGGUUUGCGCAAAGUCGUCUACAAAGUACUUGAACAAGUUGACAUUGAUGUAUUUGAAUGUGUUACAGAACUACGGAGAGGCACUUAAAAUUUUCGUGGCUCCUCAAGGACUAAAUGGCCCUUGUCCCGACAAGUCGCCCACAAAUCCUGCGGGCAUCUACUCUCAGCUCUUCUACGACGGCAAGACAAUUGUUGCGGAUGCUAUCGACAAGGUCAACGGAGAAACAUCGUCCUUCUUCCUCACCAACGGAUGGUGUUCUUCCAACAGAGACGGGGCAGCCCUGAGGCAAGACAAGCAGACACGCAUACAACUGGUCAAGAAAGGGGCUACAGUGGCCGGUUGUCUGUCAGUCAACGCCGAGGAAGGGUCGCUUGUCUUGAAAGGUUGCUCGUUCCAGGACGAAACCCAGAGGUUCUGGGUGGAGCAGCUGGUGGAAGGCGACGGGACGUCUGUAUCGGAGAUCACCACAGCGGCCGGCUUGGGGAAGCUUACAUGGCCCGGUGACAAGGGCCCAUCGGUUCUAAUCCAGCCCUCGGCCGGACGCGUGUGCUUUUACAACGCCGAAACUGACCGGGCUGUUACGGCCGGGCACACGUAUAUCCCCGAUCACGCGCUGACCCAGCUCUGGGGCCAGGUCGUGCCGAACAGCGAUAAGCCAACUCACUAUACCUCGCUUCCCGGGUGUACAAAUUCGGACGGUUCCGAGAACUUUAACUCGCUGGACUGCAUCUUGGCCAUUUCCUACAACAGAGCCCCGGCGAAAUGCGCCACCGACCCCCAGGCGACAGACUGCAUCCUCAACUACCUCGGUGCCUUCUGCGGUGACCUGGUUGAUGGCCGCCUGAGGGCUAACAAUCCCAUUCCACGGGACCAAAUCGCAAACCAGCUGGAGGCUUGUGCUCGCAAGAUCGCGUUAGGUCCCUGCGUGGCGAACCCAACCGGCGCCGCCUGUACAUCAGGGCUUUUUGCCGGUAUCGAGUUUCCUGGGUUCUCUGACGAAGGAGGUGAUGUGACGACAGUAUCCGUAAGACGCGAUGCCCUUUCCGCCAAGUACAACAUCUUCCCGGAGGAGCGCGUGAAAGACGCUGUCUUUGAGGAGUUUGUGAUCGGUAUCGCACAACAACUGCUCAACUCCAUUUCCGAUACAGUCAGUGGCUUAUUCAACCGGCACGCCGAAAGCUCGGCAAUCUACUGUCACGGCAUAGCCGGUACCCUCGGCAGCAUAAAGCUGGCAAGCAAGUGUUCCCGGAUCUGGACAGUUUCGACGUCGCCAGCGACCCGACUGGAAUAUGACAUUAGCGUACAGAAGGCGGGUGCCAUCACCGGUCUUGUCAUAUCAAGCCUACUUGUCAUUGACGAUGUGAAGGACGCCAUCGAGGCCAUGAAUCCCCAGGCAUGGAUAGAACUGAAAGGUCUUUUCAGUGCGCCCAAAGCUACGGAGGUGACCACGGCUGGAAGGACAAUCAAGGGGUAUAAGAUCACUGGCACAGGUGAGGGAGCAGGCACAAGCACGGUGGAGAUUCUCAAGCAGGGCCCCAAAGGUAACGUCGUCCUAUUCGCAAGCAAGGUAGAGUCGCAAAUGGCACUCGAAGAGGCCAUAGAGAACGGCUUCGGAGACUGCGUCGAGUUGAACCCGCCCAAGCGAAAGACAAGGAGGCCAAGAUAUCAUGUCGGGCCGCGCGGACUCAAAAGACCCCUUGGCCUCAAGAUCGCCUGUCCCCCUCUUACAAGCGGCGACGUCUCGACCGCGUUUCAAGACCCUUGGGCCCAGGCCAAGAACACAGUCGCCGACAUCUCGACCGACGCAGUGAGGGCGACGAACCUGGUCGAUGACGAUGCCGCCGACCUUGACGCACUUCACAAGGCCUACUUCGCCUUCUCAAAGGCCGGAACCGAGACGGCGCCGACAUGGGGCUCCGAGUUGCAACCUUGGGCCGAGCGCCUCCGCGGGGGUAUGAUCAGCAGCGCCGAGAAAGCCGCCAUCGCCAAAGACUUUGCCGGUACAUACGGCCUCGUGCCCGAUGAAGAAGAGGCGCUCCAGCUCUGGUCUCGCGACUACGCCAUCCAACAGCGUCCGCUCAAGUCGGGGGCCGCCAAGAUCCCUGACUACGCCGGCUACUGCGUGCGCAAAACGCGCCUGUCGCAAGAGACGAUCGAUAUGCUCCUCAACAGCCGUGGCGGCAAGCGCGGCGAGCCUGGCGUCUACGACGUGGGAGACCUGGUCAUCAACACGCAGAGCAUCGAUUUUGCAAACAUGGCCUCGGGGCACCCGCGCUUUGUUAUGGCCACGACUCCUGGCCUGACCAACUACCAUGGUGAUUCCAGCGUCAUCAUGUCGAGCCCAUACUCGUUCGUCAUCCGGUCGCGCAAGGGGAAGUACAUCACGCCGGUUACCGUUGGGAAAGAACAAAUGGUCGAGGGCCAGCCCGAGAUUAUUUUUCUCGAUGGUGAGCAGGGCCGGUUCAAAUUGUUGGGCUGGGCCAGCGGCCAGAAUGGGAAACCGGCCGUAUUCUACUUUGACAAUGUUAAUUGAGUAGGGGACAAGGCUGUACGCUGGCACCGGCGAAAGGAAGUGGCGUACCUUGUACGUCGAAUCCGCUAAUUUUUCAGAAAGACAUAAUCCUAGUAGUUGAUAGGCUCUGUUGAGCAAGAGAGAACGCCGCUCUCUCACACGUUCCUUGAAACACGUCUUCAUGGAUGCGAGCAGAGAGGGUGGGAAAUGGACAUGUAUCGAACGGCAAUAAGCUGUCCCGUAAGCAUGAUGCAGUUCUGUUAGACCUAUGUAAUUGUAUCAGUUGCAGCUGUCUAUUUAAUUUCAAAGCAUGUUCUGAAUAAGCAACCAAACUGGCAAGUAGAGAUGUAGACGAAUUAGUACCAAAAUUUUGCUGUUGCUUGCGGGCAUUCGCCUCCAUUCCGUUCCCAGCAAUAACCUUGGUUCACUGGCUGGGACGGCGUAGCAGCAUCACCUUUUUGGCAGCUCUCCCAGAGCAAGUGCCUACCUAAGCCAGGUAUAUAUUGUUCCCAACUUCCCAAGCGAGACGCAGCGGUGGAUCGGACAUGUUGUCGUCAUGA
This is a messenger RNA of Colletotrichum destructivum, 3344 nucleotides long. RefSeq lists its product as uncharacterized. Bases 319 to 2805 code for a protein of 828 amino acids. Lineage: Eukaryota; Fungi; Ascomycota; Sordariomycetes; Glomerellales; Glomerellaceae. The record is from RefSeq and is a predicted model, not a curated record. The transcript has a single exon.